This is a messenger RNA of Linderina pennispora, 921 nucleotides long. RefSeq lists its product as uncharacterized. The record is from RefSeq and is a predicted model, not a curated record. The transcript has a single exon. Lineage: Eukaryota; Fungi; Kickxellomycota; Kickxellomycetes; Kickxellales; Kickxellaceae. Bases 1 to 921 code for a protein of 306 amino acids.
AUGCCGACCAUGCUGCAUGAAACAUCGACAGAUAUGGAAGAUGGCAGCAGACAGAAUCGCAAAGAAUUGAUGCAGGCGUAUCGGGCAUCGGCAUUUGCCGAGACGCGGGCAAGUCGCCAUGGCGGUCUGCACAUGGACGGCAGCGAGCCGGGGGGCUGGGAUACAGAGGACGCACAGAUGAGCGGGCUUUUGCGGUCCAGCAUGCGGCUGUCAAUGCCAGACAUGGACCUUUUGGACUUCUCCAGCCUUGACCUAGCCGAAUCAAGCCCGCUUUCCAGCGGCUUCGGGCUAGAGGGCAACAUGCUGCAGGCGCUUUUGAACAAGCUGCCAGAGCCGCCCAUAAGCACAGCGAUCACCCACCACGGCAAUCAGCACCAGCUCCGCGCGACCGAGCGGCUGGCCAGCUCAUUUCAGGCACUCGAUAAUUUGGACAAGCAGGUAGAACACAAACUGGAGCUCAAAGCUAGCACGCAAUCGCUGAUACAGUCGCAGCAGCUUUCGCCGCCCUCGUCGCCCAGCGUUAUGGACAUGGACGAGGAUCUCUCACUAGUUACGCCGCCCGCAGAGUUGUUUGAAGGCGAGUUCGACGUGCCUGUGUUUGAGACGCCGGGCCCGUCGAGACGCAAUACGGACGAUGCGUCGGUGAGGUGCGAGGCCAGGCCGCUGAAGCGCGACAGCGGGAUGCUGGAGGCUGAGAUGCCGCCAGAGUCGCCGUUCUUUGAGCACAUCUCGAGGGAGGAUAUUGAGGAAGGCGACCGCAUUAGGCGCCGGUACAGCUUGUCGGCGCGCGAGAGGCGCACCAGCAUGUUUUCCUCGACGUGGGGCUCGUCGGCGGGCAACAUGGAGCCAUUUGGUAAGUGCGCUUUUUCUUCUCCCUUCCCCCCGCAGUGUUUUCUGUUGCGGCUUCUUGUUUCCGAAUGA